AUGACAACUCUGGCAGUGAUACUGAUGGUGAUGAGUUCUUCCUUUGCUUUGGCCAGGGACACCUCAUUGCAUUUCCUGCUUUUUGUUAAGUCUGAGUGUCAUUUCUCCAACGGGACGGAGCGGGUGCGGUUCCUGGAGAGACUCUUUCAUAAUGGAGUGGAGUACGUGUGCUUCGACAGCGACGUGGGCGAGUACCAGGCGGUGACCGAGCUGGGACGGCCGUCUGCCAAGUACUGGAACUCACAGAAGGACCUCCUGGCGCAGAAGCGGGCCAACGUGCGGGUGUAUUGCAAACACAACUAUGGGGCCGUAGAGAGCUUCUUCAUGCAGAGGAGAGUUCAGCCCAAGGUGACUAAAGUGUUUCCUAUGAAGACUCAGCCUCUGCACCACCACUACCUCCUGGUCUGCUCUGUGAGUGGUUUCUAUCCAGGUCACAUUGAAGUCAGGUGGUUCCGGAAUGGCCAGGAACAGGAGGCCGGAGUGAUCUCCACAGGACUCAUCCGGAAUGGAGACUGGACCUUCCAGAUAAUGGUGAUGCUUGAAACAGUUCCUGAGAGUGGAGAUGUCUACACCUGCCAAGUGGAGCAUCCAAGCCUGACAAGUCCCAUUUUAGAGGAAUGGAGAGCACAGAGUGACUCUGCGCAGAGCAAAAUGCUGAGUGGAAUUGGGGGCUUCGUUUUGGGCCUAGUCUUCCUUGGAGUAGGCCUGUUUAUCAACUACAGAAAUCAGAAAGGGAACUCAGGACUUCAUCCCACAGGUAACAUUUUACUCCUAUCUUAG
This is a messenger RNA of Suncus etruscus (white-toothed pygmy shrew), 780 nucleotides long. RefSeq names its product DLA class II histocompatibility antigen, DR-1 beta chain-like. The transcript is spliced from 5 exons. The record is from RefSeq and is a predicted model, not a curated record. Gene Ontology annotation, molecular function: MHC class II protein complex binding. Gene Ontology annotation, biological process: immunoglobulin production involved in immunoglobulin-mediated immune response; peptide antigen assembly with MHC class II protein complex; antigen processing and presentation of exogenous peptide antigen via MHC class II. Lineage: Eukaryota; Metazoa; Chordata; Mammalia; Eulipotyphla; Soricidae. The coding region runs from base 1 to 780 and encodes 259 amino acids. Gene Ontology annotation, cellular component: lysosomal membrane; late endosome membrane; MHC class II protein complex.